AUGAACGGAAAUUCUAUGAAUGAUGGUUGUAUCUCGGUCAAAAAACCAAUUGCUGAGCAAUAUCCUCACGUUGAUAAUGAACAAAAUGAAAACUCGAUACAAAAUCAAUCUGCAUUAGCACGUUUUGUUCAAAUUACUAACAAAAUGAAGAAUACACCAACGACUCCAACGCAAUUAGAAUAUUCAUGGUGGUCAACACAUUCGAUUGCAAUAGCUGUGGGUGCAUUUGCUCUCUUCAUAGUAUUAACAAUGAUUAUAGGCAUAUUGAUAGUUAGUCUAACCUCUCCAAAACCAAAAGUCCAAAAUUGUCAAUUGAAUUUUACAAAAACAAGUGUAAAUCCAAUUGAAUAUAAUUUUCGUCCUCGAUCUGUCGCUGUUGGCAAUUUCAACAAUGAUAAAGACAAGUGGUUAGAUAUUGUUGUUGCUAAUCAUGCUAUGGAUAGUAUAUCUGUAUUUCUUGAUUAUAAUAACGGUAUUUUUGCAAGUCACAUAAUAUAUCCGACCGGUUCAUACUCUGCUCCAUACAUGGCUGCACUUGGUGAUUUCAACAAUAAUGAUCAGAUGGAUAUUGCUGUUGCUUAUUUUGGCAUUAAUAGCAUAGGUAUAUUCAUCGGACUUGGAAAUGGAUCUUUUACCAAUAAAACAAUAAUCUCAACUGGUUCAUCUCAUCCCAUCUGGAUACAUGUAGCUGAUCUCAAUAGUGACACAUGUAUUGAUAUUGUUACUGCUAAUUAUGGAACCAAUAGUAUAAGCAUUUUUUAUGGAUAUGGUAGCGGAAGUUUUUCAAAUUCAAUUACUUAUUCAACAGGAUAUGAUUCUUCACCAUUCUCAGUUAUCACUGGAGAUUUGAAUAACGAUAAACACUUAGAUCUUAUUAUUGCUAAUUAUGGUACAAAUAAUGUUGGUAUACUCCUUGCAAAUGGCAAUGGUGAUUUUUUACCUCAAAUGAUAUUAUCGACUGGUGUCAAUUCCCAUCCAUAUUCGAUCCUCGUUGAACAUUUUAAUGACGAUCUUCUUUUAGAUAUUGCUGUCGCCAAUUAUGGAUCUAACAAUGUUGGUAUACUUCUGAAUAAUGGUAACGGCAAUUUUACAAGACAACCAACAUAUACACUUAAUACUUCUUCUCCAUAUUCCAUUGGUGUUGGUGAUAUCAACAAAGACAAUAGACUUGAUUUAGUCGUUUCUAAUAAAGGCAUCGAUAACAUUGGUGUAUUAUUAGGACUGGGCGAUGGGACUUUUUCUAAACCAAGGAUGUAUCGGACUGGUUCUUCUUCUUCAACCUCAGUAGCUAUAGCUGACUUCAAUAAAGAUAAUUUACUAGACGUCAUCAUCGUCAGCAACGAUACCAACAACAUGGCUAUUCUAUUUGGUUAUGAUGAAGGCUUUCAACCGACAGAGAAGUAUCCAACUGGCAGAAGUCCACAAUCGAUAGCUGUUGGUGAUUUUAACAACGAUUCUCGACUAGAUAUCGUAGUCGCUAAUACUGAUGACGGAAACAUAAGUGUACUUCUCGGAUAUGGUAAUGGUUCUUUUGCAAAUCAAAUAACAUAUGCAACUGAUUACUGGCCAUUAUCUGUAGCUGUUUGUGAUUUUAACAACGACACUCGACUGGAUAUCGUUGUUGCUAAUAAUGGUGCCAACAAUAUCAGUGUACUUCUCGGAUAUGGUAAUGGUUCAUUUACAAAUCAAACCAAAUAUAAAACUGGCUCAUCUCCAUAUUCUGUAGCUGUUGGUGAUUUUAACAAUGAUGCUCGCCUGGAUAUCGUUGUUGUUAAUUAUGGUAACAGAAAUAUAAGUGUUCUUCUCGGAUAUGGUAACGGUUCUUUUGCAAAUCAAAUAACAUACUCAACUGGCUCUGCACCAGAAUCUGUUGCUAUUGGUGAUUUCAACAACGAUGCUCGACUAGAUAUCGUUGUUGGUAAUUAUAUUGACGGAAAUAUAAGUGUUCUUCUCGGACAUGGCAAUGGUUCUUUUGCAAGUCAAACAAGAUAUUCAACUGGCAUACAUCCUGUCUCUGUAGCUGUUGGUGAUUUCAACAACGACCAUCGAUUGGACAUGGUUGUUGCUAACUUGGAUGGCAGAACUAUAAGUGUACUUUUCGGAUAUGGCAACGGUUCAUUUGCAGAUCACAUUGAGUAUUUAACUGACCUUUGGCCAUCUUCUGUAGCUGUUGGUGAUUUCAACCAUGAUAAUCGACUGGAUAUCGCCGUUUCUGACAGUUAUAGCGAGCGUGUAGGUGUAUUUUACGGAUAUGGCAAAGAUUCUUUUCUAAAGCCAAUUACGUAUGACAGUGGCGUUUUUCUAAAUGCCAUAGCUAUUGGUGAUUUCAAUAGUGACACUUGGCUAGAUAUUGUCACUGCUAAUACGGCUGAAAAUAAGGUCGGUGUAUUACUUCAUUAUGCUCAUGGAUCUUUAGGAAACGAAAUAACAAUUGCAUCUGGUGGUGGCGCUCGCCUACAAUAUAUUGUUGUUCGUGAUCUUAAUAAUGACACCGUACUAGAUCUUGUCGUCGUUAAUUAUGGCACUAAUAACAUAGGUAUCCUCUAUGGAUAUGGUAUUGAUGGAUCUUUUUCAGAGCAAAAGAGGUUUUCAACAGGUUUAAAUUCAAAUCCAUAUUCCAUUGCCAUUGGUGAUUUCAAUAAAGAAGGUCAACGCUAUUUUGCUGUAACUAAUUAUGGAACAAAGAACAUUGAUAUGCUCCUUGAAAAUCGAAAUGGUUCAUUUACACGUCAAGAACCUUAUUUGAAUUUGAGUUUUGCUCCUUUGAUGGUCGCUACUGGUGAUUUCAAUAAUGAUGGGCAAUCCGAAAUAGUUGUCACAUAUGAAAAUGCUGAUAUUAUAGAUUUAUUUGUCAUAUUUGAUAGUGGCUAUUUUACAAGCCAAAAUAAAUAUCCAACUGCUGGUUCACCAACAUCUGUAACUGUUGGUGAUCUCAAUAACGAUACUCAUAUGGAUAUUGUUGUUGUUAAUUUUGAGUUUCACACUGUAGGUGUACAUCUUGGAUAUGGUAAUGAUUCUUUUUCAAAUCCAACAACGUAUUCAACUGGCUAUUAUCCACGCUCUGUAGCCAUUGGUGAUUUCAACAACGACGGUAAACUGGAUAUCGUCGUUGCUAAUAAUGCUGUCAAUAUUCUAGGUUAUGUUAAAAGUAUAAGUAUACUUCUCGGAUAUGGUAAUGGUUCCUUUGCAAAUUCAAUCAACUACUUCGCUGAGUCUUCUCCAUAUUCCGUAGCUGUUGGUGACUUCAAUAAUGAUGCUCGACUGGAUAUCGUCGUUACCAACAAUGAUAACAACACUGUAAGUGUACUUCUCGGAUAUGGUAAUGGUUAUUUUGCAAAUCAAACAACAUAUCCAACUGGUAGAAGCCCAAAAUCGGUAGCUGUUGGUGAUUUUAACAACGAUUCUCGACUAGAUAUCGUAGUCGCUAAUACUGGUGACAGAAAUAUAAGUGUACUUAUCGGAUAUGGUAAUGGUUCUUUUGCAAAUCAAACAACAUAUGCAACUGAUUACGGACCAUCUUCUGUAGCUGUUGGUGAUUUCAACAACGAUGAUCGAUUGGACAUCGUUGUUGCUAAUGGUGGUCGCAGCACUAUAAGUAUACUUCUCGGAUAUGGCGACGGUUCAUUUACAGAUCAAACAACACAUCCAACUGGCAGCGGCCCACGAUCGGUAGCUGUUGGUGAUUUCAACAACGACACUCGAUUGGAUAUCGUUGUUGUUAAUGCGUAUGACAACACUAUCAGUGUACUUCUCGGAUAUGGCAAUGGUUCAUUUACAGAUCAAAUUACGUAUUCAACUGACCGUGAGCCAUCAUCUGUAGCUGUUGGUGAUUUCAACAACGAUAAUCGACUGGACAUUGUCGCUACCAAUUCGUUCGACCUAUCUAUAAGCGUAUUUCUUGGUUACAUCAAUAAGGCUUUCCGAUACGAAAGGAAACUCAUAACUGGUAAUGGAUUUCUUCUGCGAUCACUCAUCGUUAGUGACUUUAAUAAUGACACUCAUGCAGAUGUCGUUGUCACAAAUUCAGGCACUAAUACUAUUAGUAUUUUUCUUGGAUUUGGUAAUAAUUCUUUUACAAAUCAAACAACAUUUCUAACUGGCUCUCGUCCAUGGUCUUUAGCUGUUGGUGAUUUAAACAAUGAUUUUCAAUUAGAUAUUGUUGUUAGUAAUGUUAAUGAUAGCAGUAUCAGUGUGCUUCUAGGUUAUGGUAAUGGCUCUUUUGCAAAUCAAAGAACAUACUUAACUGGAAAUAAUUCUCAACCAUAUUCGGUUGCUAUUGGUGAUUUUAAUAAUGAUAGCUUAUUAGAUGUCAUUGUCGCUAAUUAUCUAGCUUCUAAUAUAGUUAUAUUCGCUGGAUAUGGUAAUGGUACUUUCACAGAUCGAAAAGAAUAUCCACUUAGUCGCGAAUCUUUACCAUUCCUUGUUGUUGUUGGCGAUUUCAACAAAGAUAACAAAUUGGACUUUGCAGUCGCUAAUAAUGCUACUGACAAUUUAAAUAUUUUCUUACAAAUUUGUUAA
This is a messenger RNA of Rotaria sp. Silwood1, 4518 nucleotides long. NCBI's taxonomy places the organism in Eukaryota, Metazoa, Rotifera, Eurotatoria, Philodinida, Philodinidae. The record is from the annotation of a GenBank genome assembly.